Molecule: messenger RNA, 6121 nt
Organism: Zootoca vivipara (common lizard)
Lineage: Eukaryota; Metazoa; Chordata; Lepidosauria; Squamata; Lacertidae
Product: prominin-1-A-like
Cellular component (GO): microvillus; prominosome; cilium
Molecular function (GO): cholesterol binding
Source: RefSeq, a predicted model, not a curated record
CCCCCUUCCCAGGCGCGCGUGGGUUGGGCGGCUUUCUGAAUCGAUUUUCCUCUCCCCGGCCUGAGCGCGACCAAGCGUGGGAUCUGUCGGGCGGGCUGAGGGGAGGGGGUCGGAGCGCGCGAAAGAAGUUGAGACUUUCCUUUCCUAACUCCCUCCCGGGCGGCGGACAGUAGCACUUGGCCGGUCGCCGGAGCCUGGCAUGGCGCGGGGAGGGCGAGUGAGUCCGUUCCUCCCUCCCAGCCGGUGCUGAGCUCCGUGGCAGCGGCGGCAGCGCCGCUUACUUCCUCCUCCUCCUCCUCCUCCCGCCGUGCCGCCUCGUUGGGGCGCCGCAGUCGUUUGCAUUUUCUUGCUGUGCUCUUGCCCAUAUACUGUUGGCUACGACUGAGGUUGGCAGAGGGGAAGGUGGCAGUAUUCAGAUGACAGAACAUCCCUGUUGACUACAUUACUCACCCACAUCCCAACUUGGACAAGGAAGCAGGCAGUUGAGCUCACUGGUCUGGUGGGGCAAAAUUCUCUAAUCUUUUGCAUCCAAGUGCACAGGCAGGGAUUCCUGUGAAGGAAACGAUCUGAAGCUCCUCAGGAUCUUUCUUGCCCAGGAACUUUGAAAGGGGCCUGCAGUUCCACUACCAAGAUGGCUCUGCAAAACUUCACACAACCUCAAUAUCACCCACAGCCCACUGGCCCAAGUGGUGGCCUGCUGGGCUUGUACAGUAUGGCGUGCUCCUUCCUAGGGAUGGUACAACCCAACACCUUCCCAGCAGAUCUUCUGACUCGCCUGCUCCAGCGCCAGGCUAAUAUCACAGACCCAGCAGUGUAUAAAGAGAUGUUUGUAUACGAAACAGGCUUCCUUGUUUGCCUUGUCAUUGGUCUUCUUUUCAUCAUCCUUGUGCCCCUGGUGGGUUUGUUCUUCUGCUGCUGCCGCUGCUGUGGGCACUGCGGUGGCUCCAUGUACCAGAAGCAGACGAAAAACACCAAUUGCAAGAGGCGGACAUUAUUUGCAUUCCUGCUAGCUGUCACUACCAUUCUCGUGGCUGGGGAUAUUUGUACGUAUGUCAGCAACCGUCAGAUAUCACAGGGAAUCAGUGGAGGCUUCGUCACUUUGAACAAUACAAUGGACAACCUGUUCAUGUUCCUGAACUCAAUCCCUAAGGAGGUUAAUGACAUCAUUGACUCCAGUUCAGUGCCACUGAAGCAAGCCAAUCAGAGCCUGCAAGAGAUUGGGCAGACUUUGGGAGACAAGAUCAAGAACCAAAUAGGUGGACAAGUAAACGGUGCACUGGAUGAAGCUGAACAUCUUCUCAAUGUGACUAGCUCUGUGGAAAAAGAGCUCCAGGCAGUCAAUGAGACAACAAAUCACUUGCGGCACCUUCAGGAACAGCUGAACCAAAACCUGACUGCCUUGAGCACUGAUAUCAACCAGACUUUGAAAGACUGUGGUGUGCCUUGCGAGGGUGUGCCAGCGGUGAACCUGGAGCCUGGGGCCAAUCUUAGUGCGGUUCCGGAUUUCAGCCGCCCACUCCAGCUGUUGACCAAUCUGACAAACUCAAACCCUCAGGAAACCAUUGCGAAGGCAAGAAAGGUUCUGGCUGAUAUUCCAAAGAAGGUGUCUGAACAAACAAAAAAGGUGGUGUCUGAAGGAGAGGCUCGCCUCCUUGAUGUCGAGCAAGCGAUUGAAGAUAGCCGUAGCAAGUUUUCCACACUGAGUGGAAUGGGGAAUAUCUCUCAGUCCAUGACAGAUGUUGUCAGUUGGGCGAGUACCUAUGAGCCAGAUAUUGUCAACUAUGAUAGCUACAGGUGGAUUGCUGGCCUUUGCCUCUGCUCUCUGGUGCUCGUGAUCAUUGUAUUCAACGUGCUGGGCCUGUUGUUUGGGACCCUUGGGCUAAACCCACGAGAGAUGCCUACCAAACGGGGCUGCCUCUCAAACACUGGUGGAGACUUCCUCAUGGCGAGCGUUGGGUUCAGCUUCAUAUUUUCAUGGCUGCUGAUGCUGCUGGUUCUACUGACAUUUUUAGUUGGGGGAACUAUGUACACAGUGGUGUGUCGGCCAUGGGCUGAUGGGCGCCUCCUUCAGUUUCUGGACACACCAGGGUUGUUCCCUGAGUUCAACCUGACACGGCUCCUGCAUUUGAAGAGUUCUGAUGUGAACCUUUCCAGCCUGUACAAGAACUGUGAAAACAAUGCCCCCUUGUGGAGCACCCUUCACCUGGGUGAGGUCAUCCCUCUGGAUGAGAUCCUAAACACCAGCAAGUACACGGGUAACAUUGAUGCAGCUUUAAAAAAAAUAAAUAUCAGUUUGGGCUCCACUGAAUUCCUGAAGGAUGAGCAGAAGCGUCAGCUGCAGGAACUGGGCUCAAAGGAUGGUCUGAACCUGAAUUUUGACAGUGCUCUGAAACAAAUCAACCAGAAUGUGACAAAACAAGACCUGUCUUCAUUGGCAAUGCAUCUAGAUAAAUUGGCAGAAAACACAGCAAUUGGUGAGAAAACUCGUAGCGAGCUUCAACUGGAGGCCAGUCAGCUGAGGAUGCUCCAGAAUUGGGUCGGUGACAAGUUUCCUCCUCAAAUGCACAUCCUGAGAAGCAGCAUUCAAAAACUACAGAAGUCUGUCCCUCAGAUUCCGGAGUUAGCGAACGCCACGUUGUCAAAAAUAGAAGACGCUCAGAUAUUUAUGAAGUUGCAGGUGCAGGACGUUGUCAGAAACGAGACUUCAGCUUUCGUGAAAACUCUGCUGGGUUUAUUUGAAUCAUAUAUAGACUGGGCAAAGAGUACCAUCAAAGAGCAAGUGGGCCGCUGUGGCCCUGCAGCCUGGGCACUGGAUAGUGUGAAUACCGUGGUCUGCAGCUGCGUUGUCAAUUCAUUGAAUGCCUUUUGGUUCAGUCUAGGCUGGUGCACCGUCUUUCUGCUGCCGAGCAUCAUCUUGGCUGUGCGGCUUGCCAAGUUUUACCGCAGAAUGCACAUGGAUGACGUCUACACGGACGGUGGCAUGGAAAACAUGGAACUAUCAAGGCCACCACAUGUGUUCAAAAUGCCCCGAGCAGAGCUGAGGAACUAGCAAUUACCUUGCCACCUAUGCUCCUUGAGCAACACUGAGGAUGACACACGAAUGUCUGCAGAACUGCUUUGUUUCUCUUCCCAAUGUGGAGCAUAAGGAUCACCACUCAGAAGCAAAUUCUCCUUGGCCAAGUUGGCUUAUCCUGCGAAUGACACCAUUAGGGGUAACUGCAAGACAUGUUACACAAGAGCAGGCCUAGCUGUGUUCCCGUGUGUGUGUGGUUUUUUUUCUUUCUACCCUAAAGACUAGGCUUGCAGUCUCUGCACUAUGACAUUUCUGCAAAGCCACAAUCCUCUCAUUGGGACUGUAGCUCCUCAUGCCACACUGUGGCAUGUAUAAAGUACUCUGGAGAGCCUGCCUCUUCUUUGAACACCAGUGCCUUACACUGUUAUAUGCCAUUGAACGAUCCUGUUGGCUUGGGUUGAUGGCUGACUCUGCUUGCUUUCUGUCCAUAAUAAUGAUGGUGGCUCCAGUGAAUGCAAUUAAUCCACCCAGAAGCAGCAAAACUCUCUCCCCAUCCCCAUCUCUACUUGGGGUUGAGGAAUGCCUUCUGAUGCAGCUGAAUCCAGAAUUUUGUGUGACACAGCUAAAAUGACUAGCUGGGGAAGCGUUUUGGCAAUUCAAUUAUGGGCAUUACAAGAAGCAUCAUGCUGAGCAACAUGACAAUCCUCCAGCAAGGAAGUGGGAGCUGACUUCAGUUGUAUUGGGACUACUUUUUAACCCUUUAUGGUUUUCUACUGUGUGUUUAAAUUUACAAAGCAAAAUUGUGUGCUCCAGAUCUCUUAAUAAUGACGGUAUAACUCAAUUGUCUACAAUACAGUGACAAUGCACUCUUAUUUAAAAAUGCUAAAUAGUGCCUUGCUGUCUCAGGGCAAUUUCUAUCUAUCCUUUACAACAGGGGUGAGGAUCUUGUGGCCUUCCAGAUGUUGUCUGACUCCAGCUCCCAUUCAACCUAGCAAUCAUGGCAAAUGAUAAGGACUUAUGGAAGUUGUAGUCAAGCAACAUAUGGAGGGCCAUACAUUCUCCAUUCCUGCUUAAGAAGAAUCCCAGCAACCAGCAAGUGCUAGGUGGUCCCACCUUCUCCCCAUCCCUACUCUAGAUUGGAAAGAAAGUACUGUAUAACAAAAGGAGCCUUAGCUAAAAAACAACAACCAAACAACCCAUACUGUAUGGUUCUGCUAAUCCACAUGUGCAGAAAGCACAUGUUGCCUUAGGCCACUCGUCAGCAACCUGUCCGCCAGAUGUUUCAGACGGUGAUUACCCAAGGCAGUACCAUUGCUGAGGCCGAUGGAAAAUGCAGUCCUAAACAUCUGAAAAGCACCAAGUUGGCAAAGGCUGGCCUAAGUCGGUGGCUGGAACACUAUUUCACAUUUCAUGUUGUCCCUUGCUAUCUCAGGAUGUGCAUUUGUAUGUUCCCCUAUCAUAUGAACUUCUUCCACCCCCCUCCUUGAUUUGCAGUCUUUGGCAUUUUAUAUUUUCCCAAAACAAUGAAUGUAUGAAAAUGCAUUGUGCCAAAAAAAUGUAGGUCUCACUGUGGACCGAAAACUCCAGUAGAACUGGGAAUGGUCUCAGCCUAACUUUCAUGCCUUCAAUCUAAACUGAGGGUGGAAUUCAGUGUAGCACUAAGGCUAACUUCUGUCCAUGGAAGGAUUUUUCUUUGUGCAACAGUGUGUUCUCCCACUAAAUCUGUUUUAGGGGUUCCCCCAAUCCUUGGGAAAAAAUUUGGGGGAGGUGCAGGACAUGCACAGGGGUAAGGGGGGGAAACCUGUUUGUGCAAGCAGAAGCCAAUUCUGCUUGUGAAAUAAUUUAGCUGAGCAUUGCCCAUGUGGUAGUAAAGCUUGUCUCUCUUUAAUGGGUUACAAGCUUUUAAUAAGAAAUCCAAGAAGUAAUCAGAAACAGCAUGUGCCAGAUUCCAAGAUACAUUGUACUACCUCCUUUAACAACCACCAGUGGAUUGUACUUUUCACCAGAAAUGCUGGUCUAAAUGUACAUAGAAUAUGUUUAUUAUCAAGGUUAGGAGUCUAGGUAGGCUGUAUGUUUUUAAAAUUUGGUCUCUGUUAUUGUAGUGCUGUAUUUUCCCAGGUGGAAAAAAGCCUCCCAUGCACUCCAUUCCUGUUUCUAAUAAAUUUCAAUUUGGAUUCCUACUGUGGGUAGAUAAGUAUUAUUUACACACAUGGCUUCUGCUUCAGCGGCAGCUCCUUGAAAGUGGUGCAUUGAUCUUGCUGCAUUUCGGCUGCUGUCUGAGAACUCAAACAGGGUUCUGAGGCUGGACAAAUUCCCCAGUUAAUGAGAAGAGUUCUUCCUGAUUAUAUGUUUUUAUUCAGCAUUUUUAAAGAUUGGUACAGAAUUACUUUAUGAGAUCUGGCUGCUUUUUCAGUACGUGUGUUAGGGAGUCUGCAGCAUUUUUUGUUGCUGGGAAAAUGCAAUCUCCUCCGAAUUGCUAGCAUAUCACUGGCUAUACUUGCUAUUAAGAACAAUGUGGUUAUGAGGUCACAUCAGGCAUAUAGUAGCUAUUUCCUACAGCAUCACUGAUAAGAGCCGAUAGUCCAAAUGUCAUUUUGUAAACUGUAGGAGGCACUGUAUGCCUACUAUACUUGAUCAGUGUGGGAGGAUUCAAAGCCCUAUUCAAGCUAAUAAAAGCCAGCUUCUUAUUGGUACCUGUACCCUCCCUAAACAACAUCUAUUCUUUAGUACUGCCCUGCACCACCAAAGUGCUAUAACCCUUCCAACACCAUUCUAUUUAGUAUCCAUUUCAGUUUUGAGUCUUUUAUAACCUCUCAUGUGGGUCUUCAUCUCCUACCUUAAAAACAAACUGGUGUGGCACUUUCCAAUUAAUCAGUGCUAUCAUUUAAUUCCAGUACCAAGGGGCAAGGUAUUAUGCUGUUACUGCUGGAUCAAGAUAUACUAGCACAGAUGUUAAGCAGGAUAUUUUUAACCAUCUGGGAAAAAGACUACAUUGCAACAGAACUUACUUCCUGAAACGUUUUACAACCCUCUCAGAAAAUGUGGUAAGUGAAUUUGGAAGUGUAAGACAAAAGCCUAGCUGGACAAAUAAAUAAAUAAAUAAAUAAG